Hyalella azteca is the source of this 1545-nucleotide messenger RNA. RefSeq lists its product as uncharacterized. The record is from RefSeq and is a predicted model, not a curated record. The transcript is spliced from 10 exons. The coding region runs from base 1 to 1545 and encodes 514 amino acids. Lineage: Eukaryota; Metazoa; Arthropoda; Malacostraca; Amphipoda; Hyalellidae.
AUGUCGAAUUCAUAUUUCUUAACUGUAGCUGAUGCUGAGGUGCUGGAUGCCACUGCAAGGUCUCUUGCUGUGGCUGACACUGACCCUGAGGCUAAGCUGGCAGCCCUGCACUUCACACACUCAGUCCUACUUAAAGAUUUUCCUCCUGAGGUGCUGCUUCAAAGACCUGCACUCAUUAGGAGCCUAGUUGGCUGUCUGGAGGACUCCGUGUGGCAGAUACAACUGGCUUCCCUACAAUGCCUUGUCUGUGUCUCGGAGCUGCUUUGUGAGAAGGCCUCCUCUGAUUUGCAGCCUCAUUCCACUGAAGUCAAACUAAUGACAGGAAAUGGGCGAUUCUGGGCAACAAGAGACCAGCCCAUACAAACUCAGACCAACCACCCCUACUUCACUCUGCCUGCUGAUCCCCUGGACACAUCACAACUUGACGAGCUCAAACCCCAUGAGUUAUCUAUACAACAGUUUGCUUCAUUACUACUCACAUCUCCUCUUGCUUCUCUGCCUGUAUUCAAUAGUGAACACACUGUAAUGAGAACUGCUGCGGCAGAUCUCUUGAACUGUGUGCUCCAGUUACUGAAAGUCAGUGUGUCCGUACCACUACUAUGGCAGUGCUAUGAGAACUGUACAGAUAUUUCACAGAAUGUAACACGGGGAGGUGAUUUAUCCAGCAAUAUUACUCGAGUUUUCAGCAGUGAUGCAGAAGUACAAAUUGUCCAGGAUCUCGUUUCUUCCAUUAAAUAUGUGUUGGAAAGCGUGUCUAUGUCGCUGAGCAGCAGCAACGAGAAGCGCUGCAGUAGCAACGAUCGCGUGCUGGUGCAGCAGCACUGCAGCGCCUUCAUACAAAGCCGUGCUGCACUUGUAGCGUGGCUUCACACCUUCGCACAGCCCGCCAUCUAUACCACGCACCUGGUGACAGUGGCAGCAGCUGAGGCAGUUGUGCUGGCGAUAGUUGACAUUGACAGCUUACUACAACUGCUGCCUGCUCACUCAUAUGUACCCAAGCAGUCCCAGUCUUCCGUCCCCCCACACAUGGAGUCUUCCUCCUCGUCUUCCAGCUGCUAUGACUCACCAACGCAAAGCUCAACAGGAGCGGCGUCUGUGUCCUGGGCACAGGCUGAUCUCUCUUAUUCCUGCUUACCCACUGCCAUGUUUUCGUGGGCAUCGCUCACCACAGGAGAUAGCAGCUUGAUGAAAUCAGAAACAAUGAACGCACCUGAGGAUCUUGUGACGCUACUUGCAGUGCUGGCUCAGAUCGACAAACUCUCGCAUAACCAGGUGUGCUGCAUAGUGUCAGUGAGCUGCAGCCUGCAGAGCUGCGUGGCUUUCAUGCGAUGCUCGAGCUCCAACCUUCCUGCCUUCUUGGAGCUUGCCUUUGCCUCCUUACCAUCAUUCCUACUCCACACCAGCAAGCUCUAUGCUAAGAAACUGCUGGAUGGACUUUGUAAGCAGUACGCUGGUGCCUCAGCGCUGCAACAGUCCUCCAUGAGGGCCAUCUUACUUCACCUCCUCUCCCUCCAUUCCCAGCCUCAUCUCGUAGAUGUUGUGUAA